CUCUCACUCUUCCAAGUCCCACCCUUCCCUCCCGCAACAGCAAACGGUUUUUCUUUUCUUUUUCUUCUCUCUCUCUCUCUCUCUCUCUCUCACACACACACAAACACACCACAACCACCAUUCCCCACUACUGCGCAAACACACAAACAUCUCAUUCCCUGCUCCAACCAAUGGACCAUCAUCAUCGUCUAGGGUUUCUCACCUCCUCCAUACUCUCUCUCUUACAGGUUUAUGUAAUUUUAUUUUUAGUAGCAGCACACAAUUUUUCGGCAUCUGAUGCUGCAGCAACUGGGGAAAAACAUGCCGAGAAUCAUUGUGCAAUGUAUGACAUUUGUGGAAAGCGCAUCGAUGGUAAAGUGGUGAACUGUCCCUAUGGUUCCCAAGCUGUGAAGCCAGAUGAUUUGCUUUCAUCGAAGAUCCAAAGUUUGUGUCCAACAAUUACCGGGAAUGUUUGUUGUACAGAGGCUCAGUUUGACACAUUAAAGACUCAAGUCCAACAGGCUAUUCCUUUUCUUGUCGGUUGUCCAGCAUGCUUAAGAAACUUUUUGAAUCUUUUCUGUGAGUUGACAUGCUCUCCAAAUCAGAGUUUAUUUAUCAAUGUGACAUCAAUCGAUAAGGUAGGUGGUAAUUUCACGGUGGGUGGGAUUGACUAUUACAUUACUGAUGCUUUUGGUGAAGGUUUAUACGAUUCCUGCAAGGAUGUAAAAUUUGGCACGACGAAUUCUCGAGCUAUGCAGUUCAUUGGCGCCGGUGCUCAAAACUUCAAAGAAUGGUUUUCUUUUCUUGGUAGAAAAGCUGCCCCAUAUAGUCUUGGUUCACCAUAUGCGAUUACAUUCCAGCCAAACCCAAUCAAGUCAUCUGGCAUGAAGCCUAUGAAUGUUUCAACUUAUUCAUGUGGUGAUAUUUCUCUUGGAUGUUCUUGUGGUGAUUGUCCUUCAUCAUCAGUAUGCUCUGAUUCAGUUUCAACUACCACCCAUAAGAGGGAUUCCUGCACUGUGAAAGUCGGGUCUUUAGUGGUGAAAUGUGUUGAUUUUAUUUUAGCAGUCCUAUACAUCAUAUUGAUGGCUGUGUUCUUGGGUUGGGGAUUUUAUCAUCGUAUAAGGGAGAGAAAGCUGUCAUAUAGAACAAAACCAGAGUCUAAUGUCAUUAGUGGCAGUGUGGUGCACUCUCAUAAUAGGGAGAAGGAUGAGAAUCUCCCCAUGCGUCAGAUGAUUGAAGGGGCUCCAGAAAACGGAAGUGGAGUUCAGCUCUCCACUGUGCAAGGAUACAUGUCAAAGUUUUACAGGAAAUACGGAUUGUAUGUAGCUAGAAAUCCAAUUACAGUCUUGUUAUCAUCUCUGGCUAUAGUUCUUCUGCUCUGUCUGGGGCUAAUCCGAUUCAGGGUUGAGACACGGCCUCAAAAGCUUUGGGUAGGACCUGGCAGUAAAGCAGCACAAGAGAAACAGUUUUUUGACAGCCAUCUUGCUCCAUUUUACAGAAUUGAACAGCUCAUACUGGCCACAGUACCAGAUAAAGUGAAUACUACAUCACCAAGAAUUGUGUCCGAGGAAAACAUUAAAUUUCUCUUUGAAAUACAAAAGAAAGUUGAUGCAAUUUGUGCUAAUUAUUCUGGCUUGAUGGUAUCGCUUCAAGACAUCUGUAUGAAGCCACUAGACAAAGAUUGUGCCACUCAGAGCGUCCUGCAGUACUUCAAAAUGGACCAAAAAAAUUUCGAUGAUUAUGGCGGAGUUGACCAUCUCAAUUACUGUUUUGAGCAUUAUUCCUCAGCAGACAAAUGUAUGAGUGCAUUUAAAGGUCCUCUUGAUCCAAGCACCGUCUUAGGGGGUUACUCUGGGAAUGAUUACUCUGAGGCAUCUGCGUUUAUCAUAACUUAUCCUGUGAAUAAUGCUGUUGAUGGAGAAGGUAAUCAAACUGCCAAGGCAAUUGCAUGGGAGAAGACUUUUAUUCAGUUGGUGAAGGAUGAGCUAUUACCGAUGGUGCAAUCAAGGAAUUUGACACUUGCUUUUUCGUCUGAAAGCUCCAUCGAGGAAGAGUUAAAAAGAGAAAGUACUGCUGAUGCUAUUACUAUAGUGGUUAGUUAUCUCGUGAUGUUUGCAUAUAUAUCUCUUACUCUAGGAGAUACACCACAUCCUUCUUCUUUCUAUAUUUCAUCGAAGGUAUUGCUUGGUCUUUCAGGAGUACUGCUUGUUAUGCUUUCUGUCCUUGGAUCAGUUGGAUUUUUCAGUGCCCUUGGUGUUAAAUCAACACUGAUCAUCAUGGAAGUUAUCCCGUUUCUUGUUCUAGCUGUUGGUGUGGAUAACAUGUGUAUACUAGUUCACUCAGUAAAAAGGCAAAAACUUGAGCUACCUUUAGAAGAACGAAUGAGCAAGGCUCUUGUGGAAGUUGGACCAUCAAUAACAUUGGCUAGUUUAUCAGAGGUUUUAGCAUUUGCAGUUGGAUGCAUUAUUUCGAUGCCUGCAUGCCGCGUGUUCUCCAUGUUUGCAGCAUUGGCUGUUCUUUUGGAUUUUCUCCUCCAAGUUACAGCUUUUGUUGCUCUGAUAGUUCUAGACUCCCUGCGAACAGAGGAUAUGAGAGUCGACUGUUUUCCAUGCAUGAAAGUCCAUUCCUCACAUGCUGACCCUGAUAAAAGAAUCGGAAGGAGAAAGCGUGGUUUAUUGGCACGCUAUAUGAAGGAGGUUCACGCUCCCAUUCUGAGCAUAUGGGGAGUAAAAAUUGUUAUUAUUGCUAUAUUUGUAGCAUUUGCAUUCGCUAGCAUUGCACUGAGUACUAGAAUUGAACCUGGUCUGGAGCAGCAGAUUGUUCUUCCACGAGACUCGUAUCUUCAGGGAUAUUUCACUAAUGUGUCAGAAUAUCUCAGAAUUGGACCACCUUUGUAUUUCGUUGUGAAGAAUUAUAACUACAGCUCAGAAUCAACACAAACAAAUCAGCUUUGCUCCAUUAGCCAAUGCAAUUCAGACUCUCUUUUAAAUGAGAUUUCUAGGGCAGCCCUUGUGCCGGAGACUAGUUAUAUUGCCAAGCCAGCUGCCUCUUGGCUUGAUGAUUAUCUUGUGUGGGUGUCUCCAGAAGCAUUUGGGUGCUGCAGGAAGUUCACAAACGGGAGUUAUUGUCCUCCUGAUGAUCAGCCUCCUUGCUGCUCUGCUGGUGAAGGAUCUUGUGUUUCAAAUGGAGCAUGCAAAGAUUGCACAACGUGUUUUCGUCAUGCAGAUUUGCGGAAUGAUCGUCCCUCUACAACACAAUUUAAGGAUAAACUUCCAUGGUUUCUUAGUUCUCUGCCUUCUGCUGAUUGUGCAAAAGGUGGUCAUGGGGCUUACACCAGCAGUGUAGAUCUGAAAGGCUAUGACAGUGGUAUUAUCCAGGCAUCAUCAUUCCGUACUUAUCAUACUCCACUCAACAAGCAGAUUGACUAUGUUAAUUCCAUGAGGGCUGCUCGAGAGUUUGCUUCAAGAGUUUCUGAUUCUUUAAAGAUUGAGAUCUUCCCAUAUUCAGUGUUUUAUAUGUUUUUUGAGCAAUACCUUAAUAUAUGGAGGACUGCACUGGUCAAUCUUGCAAUAGCUAUUGGUGCAGUAUUUAUUGUGUGCUUGGUUAUCACAUGCAGUUUAUGGAGUUCAGCAAUCAUUUUGUUGGUGUUGGUGAUGAUUGUUGUCGAUCUCAUGGGUGUGAUGGCCAUUCUGAAUAUCCAGUUGAAUGCUGUUUCAGUGGUCAACCUUGUUAUGUCAGUGGGCAUUGCGGUCGAGUUUUGUGUACAUAUGACUCAUUCUUUUGCUGUAACUAGUGGAGACAAAGAUCAACGUGUUAAGGAGGCUUUGGGUACAAUGGGGGCUUCAGUCUUCAGUGGCAUUACACUAACAAAGCUUGUUGGAGUUAUUGUUCUUUGCUUCUCAAGGACAGAAGUUUUUGUGGUAUAUUACUUUCAGAUGUACUUGUCAUUAGUACUUCUUGGUUUCUUGCAUGGACUUGUUUUCUUGCCGGUUGUAUUAAGCAUCUUUGGUCCUCCUUCAAGAUGUAUUGACCAAGGGGAGGAUCAUUCAUCAACUACUUCAUAGAACAUACAGUAGUGAUUGGAUUAUGCGUCGUCGGCAACUAGUUAAGAAGCAUCUGUGAAGUACAGAAUGUUGAUAGGCGAAAAGGAAGAUAGGAAAAUACACCAAUUUUGACUUGGCCGCCACUGAACUAGUAGUGUAUAUGAUGACUCAUUGGUACCCAGUUAAGCACCUCUUGUAUGUAAGGUUACUGUGGAAGUAAUGAAAAAAAAAUUUAAAAUGAGAUAAGGUUCAUAGAAGAAAAUGAAGUUUUAUAGUAUAUAUAUCUGAUGAAAUUACUAGAUUCUGAAGACGAAGUGUGUUGAUCCGUAGCGUGCAAUAGCUGACUGAAAUCGUGUUACAACUAGGAUUAGGACAAAGGAGGAGCUCAAACCAAUGUAGCUACCUAAGUAACAUUUAAGAAAAGUUUCAUUUUUUUUCUGAUUGGAUGUAAUGAUAACCAACUGUAUGUGCACACUAAUACCUAAUAAGUGACGUUGCCAAUCA
Arachis duranensis is the source of this 4526-nucleotide messenger RNA. RefSeq lists its product as uncharacterized. The coding region runs from base 171 to 4043 and encodes 1290 amino acids. The record is from RefSeq and is a predicted model, not a curated record. The transcript has 39 exons. Lineage: Eukaryota; Viridiplantae; Streptophyta; Magnoliopsida; Fabales; Fabaceae. Gene Ontology annotation, cellular component: membrane. Gene Ontology annotation, molecular function: lipid carrier activity.